Molecule: messenger RNA, 327 nt
Organism: Diaporthe citri
Lineage: Eukaryota; Fungi; Ascomycota; Sordariomycetes; Diaporthales; Diaporthaceae
Exons: 2
Coding region: 1-327 (108 amino acids)
Source: RefSeq, a predicted model, not a curated record
AUGCAGUUCUCAACCGCCUUCUUCGCCAUGACCCUCGCCCUCGGCGUCUCUGCCCUAGAGCCUUCUGUCGAUGGCAUCGUCUACUGGUGCUACCAGGCCGACGGUGUCAAGUUCACAGCUGUUGAUCUGUGCACCUCGAGGGGAAUGCAGACUCUCGAGGGCCGCAGCGGCGACUGCUGUAUCUCUCACGAGGCCCUGGCCAUCCAGGAGCCCUACGGCGACAGCGGCACCGACAAGCUGCUCGAUGCCUGCCAGAGUGUCGGUGGGAAGGACGUCCUCGGCACCGACAACGAGCCUUGCCAGCUGGGGGAGGAAGAGGGGUACUGA